Messenger RNA from Maniola jurtina (meadow brown), 647 nucleotides. RefSeq lists its product as uncharacterized. Bases 113 to 598 code for a protein of 161 amino acids. NCBI's taxonomy places the organism in Eukaryota, Metazoa, Arthropoda, Insecta, Lepidoptera, Nymphalidae. The record is from RefSeq and is a predicted model, not a curated record. Gene Ontology annotation, cellular component: BLOC-1 complex. The transcript is spliced from 6 exons.
UGUGAAAUAAUUACAACAAAUCAAACAAAUGUCAAAACAAUGGUGUUUUGGUGUUUAUUCGUUUAAUUCGUACAAAAUUUAAAGAUUUAGUGGCGUUUAUUAAUUUAAAAGAAUGUCUAAAUCAGCUCACGUUGUGGACGGAGAGGCGUCCGAGUCAGAUUCAGAUGUUGAAGUCGGCAAAUCACCGGACACAUUCCCCUCCUCUAAAGCAUUUGUGAUCUCCGGAGAAGCUCCUGAAUCAGAUGAUGAAAGCAAGCUCCCAUCACCAAUAAGUGAUGAGCAGGAUGCCCCGCUGCAUACAAUGUUCACUUCAUCACCGUCAUCACCAACCAAGCUGAUACAUAACUCACUGCUACAUCAGAAGCUAUGGGAAUGCAAUGUAUCUCUGCGAGCCACCGUGGAAGGCCUGGCGAAGCACACUACGGAUAUAUGUGUGGAAAAACUGAGCCGGGCCGACAAAACCUUGCUCAGUGUGCAGGAGAGUAUGCGAGCGACCAAUGCGAGCUUGUCGCUUGCGCGCGCGCGCCUUAAGCAGAUCCACGCUGAACUCGAGAAGGCCAACUGUGGGAACGCUCUUCCCACUGUGAAAAUUAAAUAGCCCCACCCGUUGCACUAUUGUCGUACCCACUCCUAGCACAAGCUUUACG